AUGCUAUUUACAUUCUUGGUUAUUCACUGUCUUUGCAUUUUUAUUUAUUACUUCAUUAUUUUUUCUUUUUCUUCAGUUUUCUUUUUUUUCUUUAAUUCUUUCAAAUUUUUUCUUCAUUUCCCAUUUCUUUUCUUACCGUCUUUCAUUCCGCAUUUAUUUUAUUCUUCCCUCUUUUUACCCUUUUCAUUACCUCUUUCUCUUUUCAUUACCUCUUUCUUCCCAUUUUCAUUACAUCUUUCUCUUUUCAUUACCUAUUUUGACACUUUUCAUUACCUCUUUCUCUUUUCAUUACCUCUUUUUACCCUUUUCAUUACCUGUUUCUCUUUUCAUUACAUCUUUCUUAACAUUUUCAUUACCUCUUUCUCUUUUCAUUACCUCUUUCUCUUUUCAUUACAUCUUUCUUACCAUUUUCAUUACCUCUUUCUCUUUUCAUUACCUCUUUUUACCCUUUUCAUUACCUCUUUCUCUUUUCAUUUUCAUUACUUUUUUUUCAUUACAUUUUCAUUUUCAUUACCUCUUUCUCUUUCAUUACAUCUUUCUUUUUCAUUUUUCAUUACCUCUUUCUCUUUUCAUUACCUCUUUCUCUUUUCAUUACAUCUUUCUCUUUUCAUUACCUCUUUUUACCCUUUUCAUUACCUCUUUCUCUUUUCAUUACAUCUUUCUUACCAUUUUCAUUACCUCUUUCUCUUUUCAUUACCUCUUUCUCUUUUCAUUACAUCUUUCUUACCAUUUUCAUUACCUCUUUCUCUUUUCAUUACCUCUUUCUCUUUUCAUUACCUCUUUCUUUCUUUUACCAUUUCAUUACCUUUUCUUUCUUUUUUUCAUUACCUCUUUUUACCCUUUUCAUUACCUCUUUCUCUUUUCAUUACCUCUUUCUCUUUUCAUUACCUCUUUCUCUUUUCAUUACAUCUUUCUUACCAUUUUCAUUACCUCUUUCUCUUUUCAUUACCUCUUUCUCUUUUCAUUACAUCUUUCUUACCAUUUUCAUUACCUCUUUCUCUUUUCAUUACCUCUUUUUCUUUUCAUUACAUCUUUCUUAGAUUUUCAUUAACUCUUUCUCUUUUCAUUACCUCUUUCUAUUUUCAUUACAUCUUUCUUACCAUUUUCAUUACAUCUUUCUCUUUUCAUUACCUCUUUCUCUUUUCAUUACAUCUUUCUUACCAUUUUCAUUACCUCUUUCUCUUUUCAUUACCUCUUUCUCUUUUCAUUACAUCUUUUUACCAUUUUCAUUACCUCUUUCUCUUUUCAUUACCUCUUUUUACCCUUUUCAUUACCUCUUUCUCUUUUCAUUACCUCUUUCUCAAUUCAUUACCUCUUUUUACACUUUUCAUUACCUCUUUCUCUUUUCAUUACCUCUUUCACUUUUCAUUACCUCUUUUCUUUUUCAUUAACAUCUUUUUCAUUACCUCUUUUUUUUUCAUUACCUCUUUCUCAAUUUCAUUACCUCUUUCUUCCCUUUUUCAUUACCUCUUUCUCUUUUCAUUACCUCUUUCUUUUUUCAUUACAUUUUCAUUUUCUUUUCAUUUCAUUAUCUUUUAG
Acanthosepion pharaonis is the source of this 1539-nucleotide messenger RNA. Lineage: Eukaryota; Metazoa; Mollusca; Cephalopoda; Sepiida; Sepiidae. The record is from the annotation of a GenBank genome assembly.